Molecule: messenger RNA, 2591 nt
Organism: Ictalurus furcatus (blue catfish)
Lineage: Eukaryota; Metazoa; Chordata; Actinopteri; Siluriformes; Ictaluridae
Gene: xk
Product: X-linked Kx blood group (McLeod syndrome)
Exons: 3
Coding region: 1053-2561 (502 amino acids)
Cellular component (GO): membrane
Source: RefSeq, a predicted model, not a curated record
UUGCGUUGCUGAUGACAUUUUUAUGAAGUAAUAACUGUAACAGAAUACAUUUGUAAAGUAACCUUCCCAACCCUGCUAGUGGAUACCAUUAAGGACCAGUAAUGGUAGUGGUUUGGUUAGCUGAUGGUUUGUAAUGGUAUUUGUAGUGGAAAACAUUAGAAUUUCUGUGAUGGUUUCUAUUGGGGUUUUUUGUUUGUUUGUUUGUUUGUUUGUUUGUUAUUGUUUUUUGUUUUGUUUUUCAGCAGUGUAGAUGUAUUCAAGGUCGGUCAUUUUCUGUCUCAGCUGCCCAAAGUCAGUAAGACUUGAACAGUACAUCUAUUCUAUAGCGAGUAUGGCACAAGGAUCUUAAGAUUCAGAAAAAUGUGCUUAAGCAGUGCUUUGCAUUUUUGUCCAUUUAAGAGUGCACAUUGCCGUGAGCAUGGCACGGAGAUAUGUUCGGCCAGAUUAGAUCGCAUCUACUCCUUUAGCAUGAUAUUUGUUUAUUGAUUUAAAGAGCCAUGACGCCAAAUAAUGACUGGAAAUAUCUUCACUAUUAAACGAGCGGUCUAACCGAAAAACAGAAGUCAAGUGCGCGCUGCUUAGUGGAAGUAAACAACUGACCUGUUCUUAUGUCGCCCCCUGUAGGAAGAAAGCUGACAUGACCGAAGGCUGCAUGAGCGUGGACCUCUGUGUUGCCAGAUCAUCUUCCAGACGCUUGAAUGUAUUUUUUAAUGCUUUUGAAUCAGUCUUAAGAACACCGAAAUGAAAAACACAGUUUUUAUUGACGGAGCAAACUGCGCUCAGUUCAGCCUGAUUAGUGUUGCCAGAUUGAUCAUUUUACCUUCCACUUAAGCUAUAUUAUUUAGUUUGGGGUUUAUAUUAAAUAUGGGGAGAACCUAAUGAACAGGAGAGAACGAUAUAAUUUGGGUAGUCUAUACUGUGAGUACCAAAAGGCUACUUCUCUCUGUGUGUGUAUGAAGUCUGCGUUUAAAGAGUUUAGAACACAGGACUGGGAAAUUGCUGUCGCGAGAAGAUGUAAUAUUUUAUAGACUAUAUCAUCUGUUUGUAUAUGCAUGUGUGAGAUAAGCAUGUGGGGGGAGGAUUGGAAUAGUAAACACAAUACAACAUGGCAACCCAGACCCCACUCUGUCUCUGUGUGUGUGUGUGUGUGUGUAUAUGUGUGUGUGUGUGUGUGUGUGUAUGUGUGUGUGUGUGUGUGUCAGCGCAGAGGAGCGGAUCAGGAUGGCGGAGUGAGGGGUGAGAGGAUGAGACUGCCCAGCUCCGUCCUGGUGUCGGUGUCUCUGUUUACGGCCGAAACCACGGCAGCGCUGUACCUGAGCUCCACGUACCGCUCGGCAGGAGAUCGGAUCUGGCAGGGCUUCACGCUGCUCUUCACGCUGGUGCCGUGCGUGCUGGUGCAGCUCACCCUAAUCUUCAUCCACCGAGACCUGAGCAGAGACAGGCCGCUCAUCCUUCUGCUGCAUCUUCUUCAGCUUGGACCUGUCAUCAGGUGUUUGGAUGCCUUUUGUAUCUAUGGAAGCUCGGGAAAGAUGGAGGAGCCGUAUGUCACCAUCACUAGGAAGAAACAAAUGCCUCAGUGUGGCCGGGCUGAGGAGGUGGAACAUGAAGUCGGGCAGGCCGAGGGCAAGUUGGUCGCUCACCGAGCAGCCUUCGCACGGACCUCCGUCAUUCAGGCCUUUCUGGGCUCCGCCCCUCAGCUCACACUGCAGCUCUACAUCUGCGUGCUGCAGAGAGAUGUUUCCAUUGGGAGAGGCACCCUGAUGGUCAUCUCUCUGCUCUCUAUCGUGUACGGUGCGCUUCGCUGCAACAUCCUGGCCAUCAAGAUCCGUUACGACGACUACGCAGUGUCAGUGCAUCCUGCGGCGUACGUGUGCGUGCUGCUGUGGCGUAGCUUCGAGAUCGCAACACGUGUCGCUGUGCUUGUGCUUUUCGGCUCCGUGCUGAAGGCCUGGCUGCUGCCGGUAGUCCUGCUCAGCUUCUUCGCCUUCUUCCUGCAGCCAUGGGUGGAAUUCUGGCGCAGCGGCUCACCGUUCCCCGAGAGCAUCGAGAAGACACUGACACGCGUGGGCACGGCCACCGCGCUCGCCAUGCUCACUUUUCUGUACGCCGGCAUCAACGUUUUCUGCUGGUCGGCCGUGCAGCUCAAGCUUGACGACCCUGAUCUGAUUGACAAAAAUUACGGCUGGAGGCGAGCAACCGCUUACUAUUGUAUACGCUUCGUCGAGAACAUAGCACUCACAUCUCUCUGGUUCACCCAUCGCACCGAAUUUUAUCGACAAGUAGACGCACCAGUGCUGGAGCUGCUGCUGCUGCUUAGCUACGCCCUUGCUGUGUUCUUCAUGCUCCUCUUCUACCAGUGCUGCCACCCCUGCAGGCACCUGUUCUCCUCCAGCCCAGUGCAAGGACUAUGGGAGUGCUGUGGCUCACUAAGGAUGCCGUCUGUGUCAUGUUCCCAACCUGGAUGCACACAGAGAAAAGAGUCAUUCGAGAACCCCGAGCAAGCCGUGGACCAUGAACCAAUUUCCACCACUAACGGAGACAUCAACCAGUGUCUGUGCUGAGUCCCUAGUGAAGCGCUAAAGAGCCACAGU